Panicum virgatum (switchgrass) is the source of this 1042-nucleotide messenger RNA. RefSeq names its product phosphoglycerate mutase-like protein 4. Lineage: Eukaryota; Viridiplantae; Streptophyta; Magnoliopsida; Poales; Poaceae. The record is from RefSeq and is a predicted model, not a curated record. Bases 308 to 682 code for a protein of 124 amino acids. Gene Ontology annotation, cellular component: cytosol; cytoplasm. Gene Ontology annotation, molecular function: phosphatase activity. The transcript is spliced from 4 exons.
GCAAUUCUGAACUGAUUAUUGUUUGCAGUUCCGUGUUUAGCAAUAAUAUAUUUGUAAAAAAUCUGGUGAAACUUAUAAGGUGGCUCAUCGGCUGUCAAAAGAAGCCAAACCAGCUGCCAUAUACUCUUCUGAUUUGAAGCGUGCUGCUGAGACUGCAGAAAUUAUAGCAAAAAUUUGUGGUAUAACAAAUGUAAGGGCAUUCUGUUCUUUUUUUCUGAAAGGAAAUGGAAUAAGUGCGUUGUGCAUUCUAUUUGCCCCUUUUCUCAAUUUUUUUUUUCAGUUGGUGCUGAAUGAGGCACUGAGAGAAAUGCACAUGGGAUAUCUCCAAGGCUUGAAGUGGGAUGAUGCUGUAAAUAAAUAUCCAGAUGUUUUCAGAGCCUUUGACAUUUCUAAAAUUGCUGAGAGCAGAAACCAAGAAAUACCGGGUGGUGGAGAAAGCCUGAACCAGUUAAAUGAGCGAUGUGUCUCUUACUUGAAUAAGAUUGCCCAAGAACACACUGGGGAGAGGGUUGUGGUGGUCUCCCACGGUGCAGCCAUACAGGAGCUGUGCAGGCACGCCGAUCCACCCAACAGCUCCGUUCAUAGGAACAUUCCUAACACUUCACUGAAUGUUUUUCGAGUCUCCGGCGUCACCGGGCGGUGGAUCCUCGAGAGGUGUGGAGACGUCAGCCAUCUUGACUGAAAUGGCUUUCUAGAGAACUCAUUUGGGGGCGACGGGAUCUCUGCAUAACACAAUCAUCAUCGAAGAUUUCAGAACGCGCUAGCCGAAGGGUUUUCCGUGUUGUUGGUCUUCCCGCGUUUCUUUGGUAGCAGUUCACUAUCUUUUAUUAUGAAAUACUUUCUCCGUCUCAAAUUAUUAGUCAUUUUAGCUUUUCCUAGAUACAUAGAUUUUGCUAUGCACCUAGAUAUAAAACAUAUCUAAAUACAUAGCAAUUGUUAUGCACCUAGAAAAGCUAAAACAACUAAUAAUUAAGAACGGAUGGAGUAGUAAUAAACGAGAUCAAUAUGAUGUUGCAGUCAAUAAUAAACGUGUUGUUGAACA